This is a messenger RNA of Pezoporus occidentalis (night parrot), 1198 nucleotides long. RefSeq names its product glycogen phosphorylase, liver form-like. The coding region runs from base 142 to 1023 and encodes 293 amino acids. The transcript is spliced from 8 exons. NCBI's taxonomy places the organism in Eukaryota, Metazoa, Chordata, Aves, Psittaciformes, Psittacidae. Gene Ontology annotation, molecular function: glycogen phosphorylase activity; pyridoxal phosphate binding. Gene Ontology annotation, biological process: glycogen catabolic process. The record is from RefSeq and is a predicted model, not a curated record. Gene Ontology annotation, cellular component: cytoplasm.
CUGAGCCAGCUGACAAAGCUGCACGAGUGCGUGGACGACGACCUCUUCAUCCGGGAGCUUGCCAAAGUGAAGCAGGAGAACAAGGUGAAGUUCGCGCUGUACCUGGAGAAGGAGUACAAAGUGAAGAUCAACCCUUCCUCCAUGUUCGAUGUGCAUGUGAAGAGGAUCCACGAGUACAAGCGGCAGCUGAUGAACUGCCUGCACAUCAUCACUAUGUACAACCGCAUCAGGAAGGAUCCUGCAAAGCUCUUUGUGCCGAGGACAGUGAUCAUUGGGGGCAAGGCUGCCCCAGGAUAUCACAUGGCUAAAAUGAUCAUCAAGCUCAUUAAUGCUGUGGCUCAGGUGGUGAACAACGACCCCGUUGUGGGGAGUAAGCUGAAGGUCAUCUUCCUGGAGAACUACAGGGUCUCGCUGGCAGAGAAAGUGAUUCCUGCUACUGACCUGUCGGAGCAGAUCUCCACAGCAGGCACUGAGGCGUCGGGCACAGGGAACAUGAAGUUCAUGCUGAAUGGGGCUCUGACCAUCGGCACCAUGGAUGGAGCCAACGUGGAAAUGGCUGAGGAGGCUGGAGAGGAAAACCUGUUCAUUUUCGGCAUGAGGGUGGAGGAUGUCACAGAGCUGGACAGGGAAGGGUACAAUGCCCAGAAGUACUAUGACCAGCUCCCCGAGUUGAAGGAAGCCAUUGACCAGAUUAAGAGUGGCUUCUUCUCCCCAGAGGAGCCUGACCUCUUCAGCGACGUGGUCAACAUGCUCUUCCACCACGACAGGUUUAAAGUUUUUGCAGACUAUGAGGCUUAUGUCAGGUGCCAGGAGAAGGUCAGCGAGCUGUACCUGAACUCCAAGGCAUGGACCAAGAUGGUCAUCAGGAACAUCGCAGCAGCCGGCAAGUUCUCCAGCGACCGCACCAUCAAGGAAUACGCGCGGGACAUCUGGCACGUGGAGCCCUCCUACCUGAAGAUUCCACCGCCCAAUGAGCCCCGGGACACGGCUGAGCAGAGUACACCCAACGGCACAGCAGCAUAGGGGCACGGAGCUGCUGGCAGCUGGAGCUGACGGAUGUGAGCACAGACGCUGUACAAUGGUCUCUGUCUCUGCUGUGUGGUGUCUGUGCUGCUGCUGGCUUUCCUACGGGUGGGGAAGGGGUAAUUUUUGUAACUCAAGGGUCGUGCAGAAUGCGAGAACUGUUGCCCUGUUGUGU